Messenger RNA from Diuraphis noxia (Russian wheat aphid), 2071 nucleotides. RefSeq lists its product as uncharacterized. Gene Ontology annotation, biological process: carotenoid biosynthetic process. The record is from RefSeq and is a predicted model, not a curated record. Gene Ontology annotation, molecular function: oxidoreductase activity. Lineage: Eukaryota; Metazoa; Arthropoda; Insecta; Hemiptera; Aphididae.
UGCAAACGAGCAGCCGGCCAGUCGUGUCCGYGAUCCUUUCCGAGUACGGUUUGAAUGAAAACGAAAAUACGUGAAUCCUACGCAGUGAUUUCCACACAUACGUGUGCAGACGAAUAUAAUCCAAUCAAGUUGUCUAUGCCCGAAGGUUAUACGAUAAUAUUAUAAGCGUUGAGCAUAAUAUUAUCACUGUGUAUCCUUUGUUUCAAAAGUAAUAUCUUACCGAGAAUUCGCGUUGUAACCGAACCGCGGUAUACACACCGCUACGAUACCACAAUCGCGACUGUCGUUCCGGGCAUUAGUCCAACAACUUAUACCGAGGAGGGGAUACCAGCCAACCAAAGCGUUUGAUGCCGAUGUAUCAUCAACCACGUUAUCCGUAAUACGACCAAGCGCAUAAACUAUAAUAAGAUCCAACCGAAUUCCUAAAUUAAAAACACAUAAUUGAAAAAAUGGUGGUUAAAAUUAUUAUCAUCGGAGCUGGAGUUGGUGGUACAGCAGCUGCUGCUAGACUUAGCAAAAAAGGAUUUCAAGUAGAAAUUUAUGAAAAAAAUGCAUAUAAUGGAGGAAGAUGUUCACUAAUUUAUCAAAAYGGACAUAGAUUUGAUCAAGGUCCAUCAUUGUAUCUGAUGCCUAAAAUAUUUGAGGAGACAUUUGAAGAUUUGGGAGAGGACAUUAAAAAUCACAUAGAGUUAUUGAAAUGUCCAUCUAAUUACAGUGUACAUUUUCACGAUGGGGAAACAUUCGAACUUACCACAGAUAUAUCAAAAUUAUCUCGUUCUUUGGAAAAAUACGAGGGCAGUGAUGAAUCGACAUUAAUUAAUUUUUUGAGCUAUUUAAAGGAAACUCAUGUACACUAUCAAAGGAGCGUUAAAGUUGCACUAAAAACUGAUUUCCAACAUUGGUAUGACUUUUUCAAUCCAAAACAUAUACCCGACGUAAUCCAACUACAUUUAUUGGACACUGUUUACAACAGAGUUUGUAAGUAUUUCAAGAGCGACUACAUGAGAAAGGCGUUUUCGUUCCAGACUAUGUACUUAGGAAUGUCACCAUAUGAUGGAUUAGCUCCAUACAGCUUACUGCAGUAUACUGAAAUAGCAGAAGGCAUUUGGUAUCCAAAAGGAGGUUUCAAUAAAGUAUUGCAAAGUCUUGAAAAAAUUGCUGUUCAAUACGGGGCMAAGUUCAAUUAUAAUACUGACGUCCAAGAAAUAGUAGUUGAUGAUAAAGGAAAGGCGAAAGGAAUUAAAUUGGUAAAUGGUGAUGUGGUAAAUAGUGAUAUAGUGAUUUGUAAUGCAGAUCUCAUAUAUGCGUACAACAAACUUUUGCCAAAAACAUCUUACGCUGAAAAACUCGGCAAAAAAGAACUCACUUCAUCUUCGAUAUCAUUUUAUUGGUCUAUGAACAAAAUUGUAUCACAAUUAAAAGUACACAAUAUUUUUUUGGCUGAAAAAUAUAAACAAAGUUUUGAUCAAAUAUUCAAGGAUCAUACAUUGCCCGACGAACCAUCGUUUUAUGUAAACGUACCUAGUCGCAUCGACCCAACAGCAGCACCAGAAGGAAAAGACACAAUUGUGGUWUUAGUACCRGURGGACAUAUAUCGAAUGUACCUAAURUSGAUUUCGAUCAACUUGUCAAGAGAGCUAGGGAACAWGUAAUCGACACAAUWCAGAAAMGAUUGAARAUWUCCAACUUCAGAAGUUUGAUCGAUCAUGAGAUAGUGAACGAUCCGAGAACAUGGCAAAACGAAUUCAAUUUAUGGAAAGGGUCUAUACUAGGAUUAUCUCAUUCAUUGUUUCAAGUUCUAUGGUUCAGACCAAGUUUGAAAUGUAAAAUAUUUGAAAACUUGUACUUUGUKGGCGCUUCAGCGCAACCUGGCACUGGUGUACCAAUAGUGUUAUGUGGUGCAAAAUUGCUAGAAAAACAGUUGUGUAAUAGAUUCUUGGAUGGUAAAGUUGAAAUAAGCAUAUGGUCGAAGUGCGUUUCAUUCUUAAUCGGUCUUCUAGCACUUCUGAUUUUUUGGUUUUUUUUUGGAUUUUAAUAAUAUUCUAUUAUCAGGUAUAAAACACAUAUAUG